This is a messenger RNA of Episyrphus balteatus (marmalade hoverfly), 834 nucleotides long. RefSeq lists its product as uncharacterized. The record is from RefSeq and is a predicted model, not a curated record. Lineage: Eukaryota; Metazoa; Arthropoda; Insecta; Diptera; Syrphidae. The transcript has a single exon. Bases 1 to 834 code for a protein of 277 amino acids.
AUGGAUACAAGACUGAGGCAACUGAUCGUGGUGAUUGUUAUCGGAUGUGCUUUGGCUAGCCAAGAGGAUACAACGACAGAUCAAUCAUCUGGACGAGCUUCACUCUUGGAUAAUGGAUUGUCCAGAGCGAUCAAACAUAUUUACGAUCAGUGCGAGAGCAGUGAUGAUAUAUUUCGAUGUCUGAAAGUUCAAGGUGCCAAGCUUUUUGGAAGAGCCUUGAAGGUGCAUAACAUCAAGCUUAUUGAGGGUAUUACUGUUGUAAGGAAACCGGAUUACAAUGAGAGUGAAGCAAGAUCCCGCGGUGAUCUUCAUCUGAGCAAUAGUGAUCUCGAACAGAUGUCCUCGAAGAGCCUGGAUAAGAUCCUUUUCGCACGGAUGAUAAGUCUCCUACAGAGUCGACAAGUGCAAGUGAACAUUCCUCGGCUUUUGUCCUUCGGUCAACGGAGUAACCAGGUUUUGUUUGAUGAUGCUCGGAAGAAGAAAGAUGACAGAAAAUAUUUAGGACCUUUUAUAGCUGCAGUUCUUCUCAAGGCUGGAAUUUUAAAAAUGGCAUAUCACUCGAUAGCAAUUUUAGCAGGAAAGGCCUUAAUUGUGGGGAAGAUAGCUCUCAUCAUCAGUGCUAUCAUUGGACUGAAGAAACUUGUCUCGGGUGAAGGUCAUGAAAAGACUACCUACGAGAUUGUCAAGCAUCCACAGGUUCAACAGAGUCACACAUAUUCAUCCAGUCAUGGUGAAUAUGAGGGUGGCCAUGAGGGUAGCUCUUAUCAUCGAAGCAUAGAUGAUGAAAUGGUCAUGCAGGACAAGGCCUACAGAGCUCAUGUCCCUAGGACUUAA